UAUAUAGGCCAGCAGUUAGGAGUUGUUGAUAGAUUGAGAAAAAGGAAGAAAAAAUGGCUGUUGCAAUGGUAAGAGCCUUGGUUUUCCAGCCGUGGUCUUCCUCUUCUUUGUGCUUCACAUCUAAGAACAUAAACAAGUCCUCAUCAGUUGUGGUGGACACUUUUUGGUCUUCUAAAUCAGUAAGCACUAGCAGUCGAUGUUAUACACGAGCUGUGGUUCGUGCCCAGCAGCGACCCACAUGGCUUCCUGGGCUCGACAGUCCUCCAUAUCUUGAUGGAACUUUGGCUGGAGACUAUGGGUUUGACCCACUUGGGCUUGGAGAGGACCCAGAAAGCCUGAAGUGGUAUGUGCAGGCAGAGCUGGUUCAUGCUCGCUUUGCCAUGCUUGGAAUUGCUGGAAUUCUUUUCACAGAUUUACUCCGUGUGACGGGAAUUCGGAAAUUGCCAGUUUGGUAUGAAGCUGGUGCAGUAAAAUAUGAAUUUGCAAGCACAAGAACUUUGCUGGUUGUUCAACUCCUUUGGAUGGGAUAUGCUGAGACAAGAAGGUACAUGGAUUAUGUUAGCCCUGGAUCUCAGAACAAAGAAGGAUCCUUCUUUGGAAUGGAAGCUGCACUAGAAGGCCUGGAGCCUGGCUACCCUGGUGGUCCUUUACUAAACCCAUUUGGCUUAGCGAAAGAUAUAAGAAGUGCUCGUGACUGGAAGCUGAAAGAGAUUAAAAAUGGACGGUUGGCAAUGGUAGCAAUGCUGGGCAUUUUUGUGCAAGCUGCUGUGACUCAUACUGGUCCCAUUGAUAAUCUCUUGGAGCACCUUUCUGACCCAUGGCAUAAAACCAUCAUCCAGACCUUGUCUCACUCUACUUCUUAAUCAUGAAUUUGAAGUAAAUUGCAGCUAAUCUCAACUGUAAGACGGUGAAAUAUAAAAGCUAUUACGAAUCCACUUGAUUUCUUCCUUUGA
Molecule: messenger RNA, 953 nt
Organism: Ricinus communis (castor bean)
Lineage: Eukaryota; Viridiplantae; Streptophyta; Magnoliopsida; Malpighiales; Euphorbiaceae
Product: photosystem I chlorophyll a/b-binding protein 5, chloroplastic
Exons: 6
Coding region: 54-863 (269 amino acids)
Biological process (GO): photosynthesis, light harvesting in photosystem I; response to light stimulus
Cellular component (GO): membrane
Source: RefSeq, a predicted model, not a curated record